UGCUUUUUGUGUCUGGUCCGCCUCUUCCCUGGGGGCCACCGGCCCUGGGAGAAAUGCCACUGGAUCCCUGGCCCUUCCAGGGCUCUGAAUGGCGUCGCCUCGUUGCAGUGGUGCAGAAGGUCGUGCCCUGCUUCCCCCCACCGGCGCCCCAGCAGCAGCUGCUCCUGGCCAGCCUCCCUGCUGGGAGCUCCAGGUGCAUCACCUGUGCCGUGGUGGGCAACGGGGGCAUCCUGAACAACUCCCAAGUGGGCCCAGAGAUAGACGGCCAUGACUAAUUGUUCCGACUGAGUGGAGCUGUCAUUAAGGGCUACGAACAGGAUGUGGGUACUCGGACGUCCUUCUACGGCUUUACUGCCUUCUCCCUGACCCAGUCACUCCUUAUACUGGGCAAUCGGGGUUUCCGGCAUGUGCCUCUGGGAAAGGCGAGCAGAGAGGAAUCGGCCUGGCCGCGCACACCGCAAUGAAGAGUAGCCCCCACUCGCCGCACCUAGAGAAAGCCCGUGUGCAGCAAUGAAGACCCAACA
Molecule: messenger RNA, 524 nt
Organism: Aethalodelphis obliquidens (Pacific white-sided dolphin)
Lineage: Eukaryota; Metazoa; Chordata; Mammalia; Artiodactyla; Delphinidae
Product: alpha-N-acetylgalactosaminide alpha-2,6-sialyltransferase 1-like
Biological process (GO): oligosaccharide biosynthetic process
Molecular function (GO): alpha-N-acetylgalactosaminide alpha-2,6-sialyltransferase activity
Source: RefSeq, a predicted model, not a curated record